AUGAACAACCCCAAGGAUUCUUCUGGUUCAAACAGCAGCCCUGGUGUACGUGUAGGGAAGACCUCAGGCAGCAACUCUUCUGGUUCAAACAACAGCCCUGGUGUACGUGGAGGCCCGACAAUCAGGCUGUUUAGAUCUUCACUCAUAAAAGAUGUAUCUGAUUCAUCAAAACUGCCCUGUAACAAACGCUGUGAUCCAUCCCCCACUUUGCAACAGCAGAAUGUAGAUGUAGCAGCAGAAAUACGAAGUGGYUUAGAUGCCAAUACUUCAGCAAGGUUCCAAAAGGAGACCUCCUGUAUCUUCAGUGAUGUAAAACAACCACUACUAAGCAGCUUGCUUGAAGGUUCCGUUAAGUUAAGAGGGGACAACCUCAUGGAAAAGAAAGAUAUAAUUUCUUUGAUUGGAGGCCAUAUGUCUGAUAUAGAUAAUUAUCUAACUAACUUUGCUAUUGAUAAAUAUCUCGACCUAUUGGCCUCUGAAAGUAUAGCAAAGGGUCUAAAAGUAAAAACGACCGAGUGGGAGAAAUUCAAAAGAGCAAUAGGAAAAAAGCCCACCAAGAAAGUCCUAAAGGAUAAAGGCUCAAUGCUUGAUCAAGACGCUAUUUUGGUGCCAUGCAAUCCUGGUAACAGUAUGCACUGGUUUCUUUUUGUUGCACUGCCGCUCGAGAAGAAAAUCUCAGCUCUCGAUAGCUUGUCAAGUUCAUCUACCAAAACGACUGCUGAAAGGGCCAUCAACAAGAUGUGGAAACUCCCGAAAGAAUAUGACGAGGACCUUGAUUUGAGGGAAUGGAGUUUUCACUGCACUUUGUCACAGGAUGUACCACAACAGCAAAAUGGGUUCGAUUGUGGCGUGUACAUUGCUCUUCAUGCAAGAAGUCUCUUGCUCCAAUCACCAAUGGUCUCAAGCGAGUCAAUCUCGUCUUUUAGGAAACAGAUGUCAAUUGAGUUGCAUGAGCAAAAGCUCCAUGAUUUCGCCUCUGAAACUAUCAUUGAAGGGAGCAAUUAUGCUGUAGAAGUCAUUCUACUUUGGAAGGGCCCUCAGCAUCAGAGAAUAUCCCUUUGUAGAUUUCAAGUUUUUACAUUCGUCAGGGUUCAAUUGGCCUGUACGCGAUGA
This is a messenger RNA of Exaiptasia diaphana, 1113 nucleotides long. RefSeq names its product sentrin-specific protease 2. Bases 1 to 1113 code for a protein of 370 amino acids. Gene Ontology annotation, biological process: protein desumoylation. The transcript has 2 exons. NCBI's taxonomy places the organism in Eukaryota, Metazoa, Cnidaria, Anthozoa, Actiniaria, Aiptasiidae. Gene Ontology annotation, molecular function: deSUMOylase activity. The record is from RefSeq and is a predicted model, not a curated record. Gene Ontology annotation, cellular component: nucleus.